This is a messenger RNA of Perkinsus marinus ATCC 50983, 276 nucleotides long. RefSeq lists its product as hypothetical. The record is from RefSeq and is a predicted model, not a curated record. The transcript is spliced from 2 exons. NCBI's taxonomy places the organism in Eukaryota, Perkinsozoa, Perkinsida, Perkinsidae. Bases 1 to 276 code for a protein of 91 amino acids.
AUGGAGUUUCACCACCCUAGUGAUAUGAAAUACACUACUGAAAAACAGAUUUCACGACUACUACAGGCCGCCGCGGAUAUCGCGUUUUUCACCGAGUUUUACGCCACUUCACGUACCAUUCAAAGCAUUUUGAAAGUAGCUUUCGGGUUCGAUGACCUCAAGUCCAAUCUCAGCGCGGCCGGAGUAGUUCUCACCGCUUAUCUACUCACGCUGGGCACUGCUAAACUCCAGAGGAAACAAUGCGAGAUGUGGGAUAAGGAGCAGAAGAAAAAAUAG